CCGUCCUUUUCGGGAAGGGGGGGGGACAAGGCAUCAUGGUCAAGGGCGGAAGGCACCCUUGUUUAGAGCUCCAAGAGAGCGUGGAGUUCAUUCCCAACGACUACGUUUUAACCCGAGGUAGCUCCUUCCUUCCCUCCUUCCCAACCGUUUUUCUU
This is a messenger RNA of Nannochloropsis gaditana CCMP526, 155 nucleotides long. RefSeq lists its product as uncharacterized. The transcript has 2 exons. The annotation marks the transcript as partial. The record is from RefSeq and is a predicted model, not a curated record.